UCGAAUUCUUUUCUUGAUGAAAUAAAUGAAGACAAUGACAGAAGGAAUCAAUGCAUUAAGAAAGUUUUCAACUUGUGAAAUAGCGGAUGCAAUGAUAAGAUUAGGAUUUGAGCCUUGGGGAGGAUAUUUAAGUGAUAUUGAGUUAUGGUCUCCAACUUAUUGUGAAGGUGAAACACGUAUUGUUGGACCUGCUUAUACAGUCAAGAUGGUAAAGAAGACAGAUACAAUAUCACCUAUUCCAAAAGAUCACUUUGUGGAUUCGGCUUAUAAGGGAUCUGUUAUUGUCAUCUCAGCACCCUCAGAUGUUAAAAAUGCUGUUUGGGGCGGACUUAUGUCAACAAGAGCUAAAGUGAUAGGUUGUGAAGGAGUUGUUAUCGAUGGUCGAGUAAGAGAUUUGAACGAACAUAGAGAUAUGAAAUUUCCGGUAUUUGCUAAAUCACAUUCAAUUCUCCCCCAGAAUGCCUUCGUACGACCAUCAGAAAUACAAGUUCCUAUUCAAAUAUCAACUACCAUUGUACAUCCAGGUGACAUCAUUGUAGGUGAUUUAGAUGGUGUUGUAUGUAUUCCUAAAGAAAGCAUCGAACAAGUCGUUUCAAAUUGUGAAAAGCAUGUCAAGAUUGAUAAACAAUGUAUGAAAGCCAUUCAAGAAGGCGAUAAAGUAAAAGAGACAUUUAAAAAGUAUAGAGGAAAUUAAAAGUUUAUUACAAAAAGGUAUGAAUAAUAACAAAUGGAGGAUAUAUUAUACAUUUAUACAAGAAUAAAUACACAUGUAUGUAUAUUAUAUGUACAUACACAUUACACAUACACAUGGAGAUAAAGCAGUCAUUAUUAUGUACUAGAAGAGAACCAGGAGGUCUUUUCUUUUUUUUUUUUUUUUUUGCUUUUGCUUUUGUUUUUGCUUUUGUUUUUGUUUCUUUUUU
Molecule: messenger RNA, 920 nt
Organism: Cokeromyces recurvatus
Lineage: Eukaryota; Fungi; Mucoromycota; Mucoromycetes; Mucorales; Mucoraceae
Product: RraA-like protein
Exons: 6
Coding region: 26-694 (222 amino acids)
Source: RefSeq, a predicted model, not a curated record